UUAAAAAAGAACGGUGUGAUUGUAAAAAGGAAGUUUUGUAUACUAACAGUAGCAACUAAUAAAUAUGUAUAAUAUGCAAAUUGUACGCGACGCUAAUGCAGAUCGAGGAAUAAUGCUAGGGAUUUUUUCGUACAGCAUGCGUGUAUCUUUUCUUUACUACUUUGAACGAUAAAAUAGUUAUUUGUGAUAUUUGUAAUAUACUUGUUUAUAUUAUUGUGUAUUUUAAAGUAAAGAUAUCGUCGUUGAAAAAAUAAAAUUUGUAAAACACCGGUACUACCUGAUCAUCGAUUAAUUUCAGUAAUAAGCAUGGUGGGUCGAUUCCGGGAGCGGCAGUACCAGCUAGCAGCCCAGAGGCACAACGAGGAGUAUCUCAAGUACAAUUAUUACCAGCAAAUCGCGACAUACUUCGAACGUCAGUGCAGAAUCGCGAGGCAAUACGAUUCGUGGAAUUCCAGGGGUGUAGAUCCCAAGGGAGAGCUAGCGAAGGCCAAGAAGGCAGAGAGACUUCUGGUGAGACGAAACAAACUACGGCAUCUGUUGAAGGAGGAGGAUGAGUCAUACAGGAAAGAAUUGGAAGAACAGAAAAGACUAAAGAACCGUCCCGAAGUACCUUCGUUAGAGCAAUUGAAGCAGAGAUUGAAAGAGAAACGAGCGGAGCAGAGUUUAUAUUUGCCUAAGACCUGUCGAAGGUAUCAGUCGUACUUCGCGUGCUCAAAGGAACCCGACAGCUCCCGUUCGAGCACCCUCAGGGAUACCAACCUUCAAUAUUCGCGGGUCUGUAGGGAUUCGACUAAUUUGAUUCGCGAAAACGGAUAUUCUCGUCACAGCAGUUCUGGUAUGAGCGAGAGGAGUAACAAGCAAGAACAGGAAAACGUAGAAAAGAGACAGGAAGUUCAGCGGAGGUCGUCGUUCAGCAACGAACUCGUCCGGCCUAACUCCAGAUACUCCGCUCGCUACGCACGCAGGAGUCUGGAGAACACCAACGUGAGGAGCGACGAUCUGACAGACUACGGAUCCAGGUCAUACAGCAGAACGUCCUUUGGCGACAGAUAUUCGCCGAGCAGCGCGACUCCAUCCCGCAUGAACGACAAAGAGAACGCAUCAAGUCCAAAAGUCCGAGCGAAGAUGGAUGAACAAGAAGUGAACACCAAGGAUCUGGCUCACCAGAAGGAGAGUCCUCACCGAAGAUUCCAGGAGAACGAUCACACGGAACUGAACGAAUCGAUCAAAAGCGAUAGUGCACCGGAGACGCCCACGGAGGAACCGCUGCAUCAGUUACGGGACCUGCAGGAUAAAUACAGCUCUAAGGAGGAUACUAACGCUGAGGUAGACGUGAAAACAUCAGAAAAACGGCAAUUCGAGGUUGAGAAAAGCAUGCCCUGGUUGCGAAUGGAUCCUAACGAUAAGAAUCUCUCGAAACAAAUGUUUCUGUAUUUGACUCACAAUGAGUUGAAGAAUAAGAUCGAGGACUUGUCGAUCAGAGAGUCGCAUGCUUGCAAGAAGCAGUGCUGGGACGAGGCACUCCGUUUGAGGGAUAUGAGAAACAGACUGGAAUUGCUUCGUGAGAAGAAGUUGUACAGCAUUGAUAAUCUUGAGCUGGAUGAAGAGACGAAGAAGUUGGGAUUGAUUAAUAUUGAUAAAAGGGAGAACGAGCUGGCUGAACGCGAGGAUGCUUGUACGGAUUCAACGAUGUAUAGGUAACUAGAAAUUUUAAUUUUUUAUUAUU
Messenger RNA from Megachile rotundata (alfalfa leafcutting bee), 1726 nucleotides. RefSeq lists its product as uncharacterized. The record is from RefSeq and is a predicted model, not a curated record. Lineage: Eukaryota; Metazoa; Arthropoda; Insecta; Hymenoptera; Megachilidae.